AUGUCUGGCCGCCCAUCGUGGAAGAUUAGGUGGUUUGCGGAUACCGAUUCGCCGAAAGAGAGGAAGCUCAUUGUCAAGCUCGAUCUUCUCAUCGUACCAUAUGUCUUCCUCGCAUAUUGGGUCAAGUACAUUGACCAAUCCAACAUCAAUAAUGCGUACGUUUCAGGGAUGAAGGAAGACCUGGGACUAUACGGCAAUGAGCUUGUCCAGUUUCAGACCAUCUACACCGUCGGAGCUGUCGUCGGCCAGCUCCCUUUCAUGUUUCUGCUCACCCAUGUCCCGCUCCAAUGGUUGAUUCCGGCUGUCGACGUCCUUUGGGGUCUCUUCACCCUUCUACAAUUUCGAGCGACCAGCCCUGCCGAAGUCAUGGGAUAUCGGUUCCUUGUCGGGUUUUUUGAAGCCGCAUUCUAUCCAUCAAUUCACUACAUGUUCGGAUGUUGGUACCGAAAGGACGAGAUCUCUCGUCGCGCUGGCAUCUUUUACAACGGCACCACUUUAGGUGUACUUACUGCUGGGUUGAUCCAGGCUGGAACAUCAGCCCGCCUUCAUAACGUGAAUGGCUUGGCUGGCUGGCGGUGGAUGUACAUCAUAUGUGCAGUCAUCACUAUCCCAGUUGGCAUCCUCGGUAUCUUCGUUAUCCCGGGCACCCCAGCUAUGCCAAACCGUCUGGUUCUGAGCCAAGCCGACAUCGAUCUCUCAGCCUCACGGUUGAAGUCGGCUGGCCACACGACAUCCGAGAAGUUUCAGUGGAAAUCACUACGCCAGGUUACCAACAAUCCAGUCUUCUGGGCACUCCUGGUCGUCAUGACCUUGUUCUGGAACUCAGGCGGAGCUCAGGGUAGCGGAGCGUAUCUGCUGUGGCUUCGAAGCUUAGACCGCUACUCCAUCCCCAGGCUCAACGAGCUGGGAACACUGCAGCCCGUCUGCGGCAUCUUCUUUGUUCUGGCCACUGCUUUUGCCUCUGAUUUGCUGGUUGGACCUGUGUGGGCGCUGACAGGAGGCCAUGUCUUCAACAUAGUCGGCUUGUCCAUACUGCUCGCCUGGGACGUCCCGGAGGGAGCCAAAUGGUUUGCCUUCAUGACCAACUUUUCUGCAGCAUCAACGUCUACCGUCAUCUACGGCUGGGUAAACCACGUUAUGAGACACUCUCCGGCCCAGCGAGCCAUCACCCUCAUCCUCGGAACUGCUUGGGCGCAGUCAUCUACGGCUUGGGUCGGACUUCUCACCUAUCCUACGGUGGAAGCUCCAAGGUUCACCAAGGGCUUUGCCUUUGGUAUCGCCAUGUCGACCACCCUGAUUAUACUAUCGCACCCACUGAGUUGGUGGAUAAAAUCACGCGAGUAA
This is a messenger RNA of Ilyonectria robusta, 1344 nucleotides long. RefSeq names its product major facilitator superfamily domain-containing protein. Gene Ontology annotation, molecular function: transmembrane transporter activity. The transcript has 2 exons. The record is from RefSeq and is a predicted model, not a curated record. Gene Ontology annotation, biological process: transmembrane transport. The coding region runs from base 1 to 1344 and encodes 447 amino acids. Gene Ontology annotation, cellular component: membrane. NCBI's taxonomy places the organism in Eukaryota, Fungi, Ascomycota, Sordariomycetes, Hypocreales, Nectriaceae.